Molecule: messenger RNA, 1769 nt
Organism: Mya arenaria
Lineage: Eukaryota; Metazoa; Mollusca; Bivalvia; Myida; Myidae
Product: protein draper-like
Exons: 5
Coding region: 1090-1449 (119 amino acids)
Source: RefSeq, a predicted model, not a curated record
ACGUUGUCAGACAUGUUCAGCAGAAAAGAUAUGUGAUACAUGUUAUGAUGGAUAUUACGGCGACCAAUGUCAAAGUUCAUGUCGAACUACAUGUGCUACGUGCACCUCUGGUACUUUAUGCACUUCCUGCAGAGACGGGUAUCACAGCGGAUCGGGGACAUAUUGCAUAUAUACGUGUAAUUCAGAGUGCUUAUUGUGCACCAAUAGUACAUCAUGUACAGCAUGUAAGGUUAAGAGUGGUAUUGGACGUUAUGGAAGUGAUUGCUCAAUGAUAUGCAGUAACAAGUGCAAAGAGUAUCUAUGCGAUAUAAAUGGAAACUGUCUACAGUGUGCUGACCCUAACUUCAUAGGUGAUAACUGUGAUAGAUGUACUGACGGCAAAUACGGAAGUCAGUGUAGGAAUAAUUGUCCUUUAAAUUGUCUAUCGUGCGAAUCUGCCUCUUACUGUACUUCAUGUACAGACGGAUUUAAGGGUUUCACGUGCUCAACGAAGACUGAAUGCCCAGAUAAUUGUAGAAAUAACACAGUUUGCUUAAGCACUGGUCAGGAACAACCUGCAGGAAGAGUGAUGGACACUGUCAAGAUGAAUGUGCAGACGGUUUUAGUGGUGACUAUUGUGGUACUUCUUGCAAUGAUGGAUGUGCUACAUGUACACGUAGCCAAACUUAUGAAUGUUUGUCAUGUGAAACUGGAAAACAUGGCUAUGAUGGAUCAUACUACACAUGCAGGAACACUUGCAAUAAUACAUGUGCGAAUAAUUCUUGUGACGCGUUGAACGGCAAAUGUGACCAAGGCUGUGUAGAUGGAUAUUCGGGGCCAUUUUGUAACAUUUUGUGUCCACCAAAUUGUAAAUCGUGCCACCAAGAGAACGGAGAAUGUGAUUUAUGUGCAUAUGAUUACUGGGGCGAAUACUGCUUGAACAAUUGCAGCGAAAAUUGUACGCAUAUGAACGAGUCAUGGUCAAGCUGUGACAUUGCAACUGGUAAAUGCAAAUAUGGAUGCUAACAUGGGACACACGGUUCAUUCUGCAAUAUAUAUUGUGACCAAAAUUGUACGGCUUCUGAAGAUGGUGUUCGUGAGUGCAGACAGAUGGACGGUCAGUGUACACUAGGAUGUGAGACAGGGUACAAGCUGACAACUACAGGAUGUAUUAAAGAUAUGGUGGCUGACAAUGAUGGCAGUAACAGCGUUGUGACGAUAGGUGUUCUGGGCGGAGUUAUUGCAAUACUUUCGGUUUCGCUUGCUCUUUCUGUUGGUUAUAAUGUUUUCAUGAAAAGACGACAAAAUAGAGAAUUUCCAAAUGAAAAAUCAGUAUCAGACUCAAAAGCUGAGGAAGAAACUCGAACAUACGAACAGUUACAAGAACGUAUGAAACAACCAAACUACCAGAAUGUCAAGGACACCUGCACUGACAAUUAUGCCGUGUUGUUUGCUGAUACAAACAUGUAAUCCUCAUUUCUUUUUUAAUAAUAUACAUAACAUCCAGAUGAUGAAAAUAUUAGUGCCUCUGAUCACAUAUACACGUAUACACAUGUGCUAACACAAUAAUGAACACCAGAAUGUCAAGGACAAAGGCACUGACAAUUAUUCCGUGUUGUUUGCAGAUACAAACAUGUAAUCCUUAUUUCUUUUUUAUUCAAUUGCAGAACACCGCAUGCGUUUUGAGGUGUUAGUUUUUGUAGUGUAAAAGAAGAUUUAAAUAUUAAUGAUACUGAUGAAAAAUAUGUAUGAACAUGUUUAGUACGUAUAAAAAGUGUAAUCAAAAUGUC